This is a messenger RNA of Gekko japonicus, 1522 nucleotides long. Its product is annotated as rap1 GTPase-activating protein 1-like. Lineage: Eukaryota; Metazoa; Chordata; Lepidosauria; Squamata; Gekkonidae. The record is from RefSeq and is a predicted model, not a curated record. Gene Ontology annotation, cellular component: cytoplasm. The coding region runs from base 2 to 1522 and encodes 506 amino acids. The transcript is spliced from 16 exons. Gene Ontology annotation, biological process: regulation of small GTPase mediated signal transduction; activation of GTPase activity. Gene Ontology annotation, molecular function: GTPase activator activity.
AAUGAUUGAAAAAAUGCAGAGAAGUCGUUUGGAUGAGCAAAGAUGUUCACUUCCAGCUCCACUCAAGAGAGAAGAAGAGUAUAUCCCGUACCCCAGCAUCCAGGAGGUGUUACGGAGAGGGUGGCCCUACCCUCUGAUUAUCUUACCCCAGUUUGGGGGCUACUGGAUCGAGGGGACCUGUCACAGCCUGCCCAAUCCGGGCCCAGAAUGCCAUGACUUGCCCUCCCCUUGUGGCGGCAAAGUGAAGCUGGAGUGUGACCCAACCGCCAAGCUGUACCGCAAACACUUCCUGGGGAAGGAGCAUCAGAAUUUUUAUGCUAAUGACACGACUUUGGGCAACCUCGUCCUUUCGGUCAAGUACGAACAGGUUGAAAGGCAAGACAACCUCCGCCUGAUCCUCAGGACUCGAACUGGUACCAAGCAUGACCUGAUCCCUAUUUCCUGCCUGAAUGAAUUUCCGAAUGCAGUCCAGAUGGCAAAGUUGCUGUGUGAAGAUGUGAAUGUUGACCGUUUCUUCCCGGUGUUGUAUCCCAAGGCGUCUCAGCUCAUUGUUGCCUUUGAUGAACAUGUAAUCAGCAAUAACUUCAAGUUUGGGGUUAUCUACCAGAAACUUGGACAGACCACAGAGGAAGAGGUUUUCAGUAAUACAGACGAGAGUCUCGGCUUCUUAGAGUUCUUAGAUCUUCUCGGAGACAGGAUCCAGCUGCAGGACUUCCGUGGCUUCCGAGGCGGCUUGGACGUCACAAGAGGCCAGACAGGAACCGAGUCGGUCUACACCAAUUUCCGGGGCAAGGAGAUCAUGUUUCACGUCUCUACAAAGUUGCCUUUCACCGAGGGAGAUGCCCAGCAGCUACAGCGGAAGCGCCACAUUGGGAAUGAUAUUGUGGCCAUUGUGUUCCAAGACGAGAACACGCCCUUUGUCCCCGACAUGAUCGCGUCCAACUUCCUGCAUGCUUAUGUGGUGGUACAGGCCCAUCACAGCGCCCUCGGGGAGACACUCUACAAGGUUUCCGUUACAGCCCGUGAUGACGUCCCCUUCUUUGGACCCCCUCUCCCAAACCCAGCCAUAUUCAAAAAGGGCCCAGAAUUCCGUGAAUUUCUCCUGGCAAAGCUGAUCAAUGCAGAGUACAGUUGCUUCCAUGCUGAGAAAUUCGCUAAGCUGGAGGAGCGCACCCGCAGCGCCCUUCUGGAGAGCCUGUACGAGGAGGUGCAGAUCCGCAGCCGCAGCAUGAUGGGCUGGGCCUCCGGGGAGGAUGACAAAAUGGAGAACGGAGGAGGCGGAUUCUUUGAGAAUUUCAAGUCUUUUGCCCUACCUGGGAGAAGCCCGUCACGCAACCGAGGCCGCUUCAACGGGCGCCGCAGUAGUGCCAUUGGCAUUGAGAACAUCCAGGAGGAAAAGAGCAAAGAUGUCGCUGAGAGGAUACAGAAAGUACUGGAGAGUCCGGGGCCCUUUUGUGAUCUCAAGUCUGAUGGUUCCUCCAGUCCCAGUUCCCCAGAAUUCCCAAACAGGAAGAGCAAGUGA